This is a messenger RNA of Pipistrellus nathusii (Nathusius's pipistrelle), 624 nucleotides long. The record is from the annotation of a GenBank genome assembly. Lineage: Eukaryota; Metazoa; Chordata; Mammalia; Chiroptera; Vespertilionidae.
AUGCUGCGCCCGCUGAGUUACCUGGGCGCGCGGCCCCUAUGCGGGCCGCCGGCCCUGCUGCUGCUGCUCGUGCGAGGCCGCAAGACCCGCUACGACCCGCCGGCCAAGUCCAAGGUCGGGCGCGUGGCGACCCCGCCCGCGGUGGACCCUGCGGAGUUCUACGUGGUGGCGGAGCGCUACCGGCAGUACCGCCAGAUCAUGCGCGCCCUCAGGCUGCAGUUCGUGUCCGAGGUGCGGAGGAAGGUCCACGAGGCGCGGGCCGGGGUGCUGGCGGAGCGCAAGGCGCUGGAGGACGCCACUGAGCACCGCGAGCUGAUGGCCUGGAAUCGGGCGGAGAACCAGCGGCUGCACGAGCUGCGGAUAGCGAGGCUGCGGCAGGAGGCGCGGGAGCAGGAGCAGCGGCAGGCCGAGGAGAAGGCCCGUAAGGCCCGCGAGAAGGAGGCCUGGGUGCAGCUCAAGGAGCGAGAAGUGCUGCAGCUGCAGGAGGAUGUAAAAACCUUCAUCACCCGAGAGAACCUGGAUGCUCGGAUAGAAGCAGCGUUGGACUCCCCAUCCCCAAAGAGCUACCACUGGGCCGUCACCAAAGAGGGACAGGUGGUCAGGCCACAGCACAAGGGCAACUAA